AAAGAAUUGGCAGGACACCUGAAAAUGACCAGAAGGAAGAUAUACUGGGUCCCCAGGUCUUCUGGUGACCUUGUGAAUCUCGGCUUGGAUGUAGAUGAUGACAUGGUUUCAGGAUUUAGCUAUAAAACUUUCACUCUUGAAGACAGCCCCUGGAGCCAGCAGGUGAGGGAGCCCGAGGCACCAGAGAUGGGAAGUACAAUGCUGCCUGGAGAACCACGAUUCCCUUCUGUCGGAAGCCAAAUGCUGAGGGGCACAGAUAUGUGGGUGUAUAAAUUGGUCAUCUCCAGCCAGUUGUUCUGUGGGCGCCUCAACAUCAGGUACCUCCAGGUGCUCCACUGCUGCCCCCUGAUCCACGACCUGGGAAUUCGGCCCUUCGGAGACCUGACGGAGAUCGGGGAACGGGGCCUCAACCUCUCGGGGGCGGGAGGGCAGAAGCAGAGGAUCAGCCUGGCCAGAGCCGUCAACGUGAACCGUGAGAUCUACCUGCUGGACGACCCCCUGUCGGCCGUGGACACCCACGUGGGGAAGCACGACUUUGAGGAGUGCGUUAACAAGGCGCUCAGGGGGAAGACCGUCGUCCUGGCGACCCACCAGCUGCAGUAUUUAGAGUUUUGUGACCAGAUCAUUUUGUUAGAAGACGGGAAAAUCUGUGAAAAAGGAAUUCACAGUGAGUUAAUACAGAAGAAGGGGCGAUAUGCCCAGCUCAUCCAGAAGAUGCAUGGAGAAGCCAUACAGGGUGUGUUUCAGGGCAUAGCAAAGGCAGCAGAAGAGCUACAGGUGGAAGGUUACCUGGUCUCUGCCAUGGUUUUCCUCCUCCUGGUGAUGACGGACUUCUUCACAAUGUUCAACUUGUGGUGACUGAGCUAUUGCCUGGAGCAGGGUUCAGGAGUGAGUGCCAUGGUGGAGGUGGGGUGCAUUUCUGUGGGCUUGGGUGGAGUGGGGGAAGACUCUCUUAUUGCCUUUUACCAACUGGUGUAUGGCCUCAGCGCCCUGUUCGCAGUCUGCAUGGGCAUCUGCACCUCAGCGGCUUUCACCAAGGUCAUGAGGAAGGCACCCACAGCAUUGCACAACAAGCUCUUCAACAAGGUAUGGCGCUGCCCCAUGUGUUUCUUUGACACAACCCCAACAGGCCGACUCCUGAACUGCGUUGCAGGGGACUUGCAUGAGCUGGGCCAAUUCUUGCCCACUGUGGCUGAACAGUCCCUGCUCCUGAUUUUGGUAGUGACCACAAUGCUGAUGAUUGUCAGUGUGGUGUCUCCCUCUGUCCUGUUGAUGGGAGUAAUACUCAUUGUUUGCCUUGUUUAUUUUUAUUUAUUUAUUUAUAUUUUUUUGCGAAUGUUCAAGAGGGCCAUCAAUGCGUUCAAGAGCCUGGAGACCUACAGUUCCCUUUAUUCCCACAUCCUCACCACUCUGCAUGGCCUGAGCUCCAUCCAUGUCUAUGGAGAAACUGAAGAUUCCAUCAGCAAGUUUAAAAGGCUGAUGUAUGCACAAAAUAACAACCUGCUGAUAAUGUUUCUGUCUCCCACGCGAUGGGUGGCACUGAAGCUGGAGCUCAUGACCAACAUGGUGACCUUGAUGGUGGCCUUGUUCACGCUCUUUGGCGUUUCCUCUGCCCCCUAUUCCUACAAAGCCAUGGCUAUCAGCCUUGUCCUGCAGCUGGCGUCCAACUUCCAGGCCUGUGUCCAGAUUAGUUCAGAGACAGAGGCGUACUUUACAGCUGUGGAGAGGAUGCUGCAGUACAUGAAGAUGUGUGUCUCUGAAGCUCCUUUACACAUAGAAGGCACGAACUGUCCCCACGGGUGGCCACAGCAUGGGGAAAUCACAUUCCAGGAUUAUCAGAUGAAAUACAGAGACAACAUGCCUAUUGUCCUCUAUGGCCUCAACCUGAUGAUUCUUGGCCAGGAAGUGGUGGGCAUAGUGGGAGGGAUGGGCUCUGAGAAGUCCUCCCUGAAGAUGGCUCUCUUCCGCCUGGUGGAACCAGCCGCGGGCCGCAUCCUCAUCGAUGGCGGCAUCUGCAGCCUCGGCCUGGAGCACCUGCUGUCCAAGUUCUCGGUUAUCCCUCAAGAUCCUGUCCUGCUGUCAGGGACCAUCAGGUUCAACCUGGACCCCUUUGACCACUGCAUAGAUGAGCAGAUCUGGGAUGCCUUGGAGAGGACAUCCUUGAGCAAGAUGAUCUCAAAGUUGCCGCAAGGCCUGCAAGUAGAAGUUGUGGAAAAUGGCUUGAACUUCUCGGUGGGGCAGUGGCAGCCGCUCUGCAUCACCCGGGCCCUCCUCCGCAGCUCCAAGAUCAUCCUUAUUGAUGAGGCCACGGCCUCCACUGACUUGGAGAUGGACACCCUGAUCCAGUGCACAAUCCGUGAAGGCAUCCGGGGCUGCUCGGUGCUGAUUAUCGCACACUGCGUCACCACCAUCCUCAACUGUGACUGCAUCCUGUUCAUGAGCAACAGGAAGGUGGUGGAGUUUGACAGGCCUGAGGUCCUGCAGGAGAAGCCCGGGUCCAUGUUCGCAGCCCUGCUGGCAACAGCCAGUUCUUUGCUGAGCUCAGGAGAAGGGAGACUGCAGUGA
Kogia breviceps (pygmy sperm whale) is the source of this 2565-nucleotide messenger RNA. NCBI's taxonomy places the organism in Eukaryota, Metazoa, Chordata, Mammalia, Artiodactyla, Physeteridae. The record is from RefSeq and is a predicted model, not a curated record.